Messenger RNA from Polypterus senegalus (gray bichir), 1507 nucleotides. It is a transcript of the gene arfrp1, whose product is annotated as ADP-ribosylation factor related protein 1. Lineage: Eukaryota; Metazoa; Chordata; Cladistia; Polypteriformes; Polypteridae. Gene Ontology annotation, cellular component: Golgi apparatus. Gene Ontology annotation, molecular function: GTP binding; GTPase activity. The transcript is spliced from 8 exons. Gene Ontology annotation, biological process: protein localization to organelle; Golgi to plasma membrane protein transport; intracellular protein transport. Bases 92 to 697 code for a protein of 201 amino acids. The record is from RefSeq and is a predicted model, not a curated record.
AAAUGUAGUCGCUUGCGACUUCGUUUCCCAGAAUGCUUUCGUUUAAAGGAAGUGCAUUUUAUUUUUAUAAUGGAUUGAGCGCUCCGGAAGGAUGUAUACGCUGUUGUCUGGUCUGUAUAAGUACAUGUUUCAGAAAGACGAGUACUGCAUUCUCAUCCUUGGACUCGACAAUGCAGGAAAAACUACAUUUCUGGAGCAAACCAAGACCAAGUUUAGUAAGAACUACAAAGGAAUGAGCUUAUCAAAGAUUACGACGACAGUUGGUCUGAACAUUGGCACAAUAGAUGUUGGGAAAGCCCGACUUAUGUUUUGGGAUCUUGGUGGACAGGAUGAGUUACAGUCAUUGUGGGACAAAUAUUAUGCUGAAUCUCAUGGAGUGAUCUAUGUAAUCGAUUCAACGGACGAAGAACGAUUAGGCGAGUCUAAGAAGGCCUUUGAGAAGAUGAUAAGUAGUGAGGCUCUAGAAGGCGUCCCUCUGCUGGUCCUCGCUAACAAACAAGAUGUGGAGAACUGCUUAUCAGUGCCUGACAUUAAAACAGCAUUUAGUGACUGUGCACCAAAAAUCGGAAAGAGGGACUGCUUGGUUCAACCCUGCACAGCUAUUACGGGUCAAGGCGUAAAUGAAGGCAUCGAAUGGAUGGUAAAAUGCGUCGUUCGGAAUAUUCACAGACCCCCAAGACAAAAGGACAUCACAUAAACUUUCCCACUUGGCGAUGCAAUGGCAAAAAAUGCUCUCGUAAAAAAAGAAAGAAAAAAAAACCUCAUUGUGGACUUGCUGCUGUUUUUUUUCCAGAUUGAAAGGAGUCACCGUACAGCACCAGCAAUCGGCAUUCACUCCUCCUGUGUUUGACGUCUUUUAAAUGAGCACAAUCUUUGUUUUUCAGGAACCUGAAUUUUGUCAGUGCGUUGUUUUCUCAAGUUGUCUGUUUCUACUGAGCAGAGUAUAAAAAGUAGGAACUCAGUUAUUUGUUUGUUAACUGAAAAAAAAAGCAACUGUCGUGACACAGGGCAGCCAGCUAGAGUGCACAGAAGGUGUACAGUCCAAGUUUUUAAGCGUUCAUUCCAUAAAACCACUCCAUUGAUUUCGUAAUGUGAUUUCGGCUGUAUGUAAUAAUGUAUUACAUCUACAGAUGAUGACAGUUUAUACAUGUCCUUGGAAGUUCAAAAACAGCACAUGAUCUCAUUUUCAGUUAUUGCAGUUGCAUUUGUUGUCCUGUUAAAUCCAGCAGGCCACGUGAUCAGGUUUUUCCCCUUUCAGAGAAAUUGUGCAAUGUCAGCGGGAAAAAGACAUUUGUUGACACUCAGACAGGCUCUGCUGGUUUAGCUAGCUGCUGUAAGCCGAAAGGAAACUCCAGUGGGUAUAAUCAAAGAGGGAAGAAAAAGUUCAUGUUUAAUGAGGAUAAUUUUAAAAACCUAAAGCUGUUUAUCUAACAUGAUGAAUUUGGAAAUUCAAAGACAACCAGGCGUGCUGAAAGAAAUCGUAAUAAAUGUCUAUUUGUAAACUUGA